UUUAAUUCAUGUAAAUAUGAGGAGCAUUCAUAAAAUUAAAAUGUGUAAUUUUAAAAUGUGGAAUUUCAACAGGAAGAAAAACCCCAUGAAUUCGUAAAACCAGACAUUUAACUAUUUGUAGUAAACCUUUCAAAUCUUUGAUAUCCAUAAAGGUUUGGGUUCUCUAAUGGAUGCUUGAAGAGAACCUCUUCCUGUCAAAACAUAGGCCAACCAAUCGAAUCGAAUUGUCGAAGAAACCUCACGACACUAAUUGAAGUACACAGGAUGUUUCAUUUCUUUGGCCAAGAUGCUGUUUUUGAUAUAUUAGCUUCAGAUUACCGUUUCAUCCGCUUCUGUAGCAAACUCAAAUUUCCAACUUGAUUUUGCAAUGCAAAGAAAUUACAACAUGUCGAUUAUUUUGCAAGUUUGCUGUUAACAGCAAUGGAGAAAGGAUGACGCGCCACUAGAUGACGCAUCGUGUGUGAAAAGCAUGAAGAAAAGCAGGACUUGACGCUUGGUGACGCUAGAUGACGCGCCGCACCGUUACUGGUCCAGUGUGAAUUCAGCUUUAGUUGAAAACUAACUCCUUUUAUCUAUACAAAAGCGGGUCUUUUCAUGUUUAUGUAAGUAGGUUCCAAAACUUUGCCAAUAAUCCGAAACAUGUCGCCAUUAUAAAUUUGUUCACAAUCUGGUUUUUCCAGUAAAUACUGCCCCGGAAUCUCAUGUCUUGUUAGUUUUUUUUAUCAUAGAAAAUCGGUAUUGUGUGGACAGAAGGAGUUCGUUUUCACCUUAGGACUUCGCUGGUAAUAAUUUCAAUACGCAAGUGGCACUGCUUGGGCAAUCUCAACAGUCAUGCUUGCGUUUCUGAUUGGCCUAUUUCGAUCCACAACUGGGUAUAUAUAUUUGAUAACGUAGAGUUUUCGGUCUGUGUUCUGACGUUUUAUACCCCGGCGAGUCUCAGACGAAACUGUUACUCAAAUGUUUGCUUUUGUCAAAAACACUUUUAUCACCACAAAAAAAUAUAGUCAAUAAAAAUCUUCUUAACAAUUCAAACAAUUCAAAAAUUGACUCUUCGCUUCAUUCUUUCUUUUAGGUGACUUGCCAAAACCAGACACUUUUGCUCUGAUUUUGGUUGCAAUUUCCAAUUUUGUCGUCUACAUAGUCUUUUCAGCAGUUGAAACGCUGACAGCUCCGCUGAUGGCAGAUGAACUAGCAAUGACAAAACGCGCGGCAGUUUUAAACGCUGGCAUCCUGUUAUCUUCCCUUGGACCUAUUGCAAUUAUAUCACUUGCUUUUGUCACGUGCUCAUCUAAAAGAAUGAGUGAAAGGCAAGUGAUUUUGGUAGGAUAUACAAUUGCAUUGGUAGGCUUUAUCAUUUUUUUACCGUGGGGAAAAACAUAUCCAACUCUCCAAACAACAGAGUACAUCAAAGUUGGUAAUCUGACCCGAUUUCGUUUGAAAGAAGGUUGUCCAGCAAAGUACCAGUGGUGCACAAAUGCACCUAAAAUACACCUUGGGCAAUUGAUAAUUGCUGAAGUGAUGGCUUUGAUUGGCUACACAUUACCAUAUUUAGUUACAUUUGGACUUUACUCAAAAAUUGUUGGUCCAAGAAAGCAGGGUUUUUAUCUUGCUGCGCUGUCUCUAGCUGGUUGUACUUCCGGGAUCACAACACCAUUGUUGGUGGCGUAUAUUUACGAACAUUUGGGACCAAGAUAUUUGAGAACUAUUAACAAAAAGCAAAUUAAAACGAUCUCACCCGUUGGUGUGUUGAGAAGACGCGUAGAGAAAAUCGAGUUCUGUUUGCUUCAAUUCAAGAGAGCUUGCUAA
Molecule: messenger RNA, 1806 nt
Organism: Rhopilema esculentum
Lineage: Eukaryota; Metazoa; Cnidaria; Scyphozoa; Rhizostomeae; Rhizostomatidae
Source: RefSeq, a predicted model, not a curated record